UAUCAUUCCUGUUAAAGACUAAUAAAUAAGUGUAACUAGUUAACAACCAUACACGUAAAUAUUGUCGGUAGCGACAGCACUGGUUCACACCUGUCUGAAUCCUCACCGUCCAAUUUUCAAAUGUGCCGUCAUCUUAGCCGCUGGUUUUGAAUCUCUCUAGUCCGCCCCUUUUUGUUUGAAUAGAGCUCCGGACCGUUUAAAUUAACGCUCUCUAAGCCAUUUCGCUUUCUCUACUAGUUCCUCAUCUCUCUUUCUCUCUCUUUGCUUCGGUGCAUUCCAAACAAUUUCUUCUCCUCGACUUGUCCAUCAAGAUCCGCUAAUGCGUCCGGUUUCGAUUGCUGCUUCCAGUUUCUGUCUUCGAUUUAUCUGCACCUUGCCGCUUGACGCAGAGUCCGAAAUCUUCAGAUGAAAUGGUAGAUUUUUCCACAUAGGAAUAAUAUAAUGGUUUGGCUCACAUUCCUUGGAACGAGCCAUUGUCGAGUAGGAAUUGGCAUAUUAUGCAUUUUUCCCUAUUUGUUAAGGAGUUAUGGAAGGUGAUAAGACCAUCUCCAGUCCUUCAGACAAUCCUGGGGUUCGGGACCAGAAGAUACGUGCUCUCCAUGGGAGAACUACUGGCCCUACAAGACGUUCAACAAAAGGACAGUGGACACCUGAAGAGGAUGAAAUUCUGCGGCAAGCAGUUGAUCAUUUCCAAGGCAAGAACUGGAAGAAAAUAGCUGGAUGUUUCAAGGAUCGGACUGACGUACAAUGUCUGCAUAGGUGGCAAAAGGUUUUAAAUCCUGAACUUGUCAAAGGUCCAUGGUCUAAAGAGGAGGACGAAAUCAUUAUUGAACUGGUGAACAAAUAUGGACCAAAAAAGUGGUCCACAAUUGCAAAACAUCUAUCUGGACGCAUUGGUAAGCAAUGCCGAGAAAGGUGGCACAAUCACCUUAAUCCUAAUAUAAACAAAGAAGCAUGGACCCAAGAAGAGGAGUUGGCUCUAAUUCGUGCUCAUCAAAUUUAUGGGAACAGAUGGGCAGAGCUAACAAAGUUCUUACCAGGAAGGACAGACAAUGCUAUAAAAAAUCAUUGGAACAGUUCUGUCAAAAAGAAACUGGAUUCUUACUUGGUCUCUGGCUUGCUCACACAAUUUCAAGAUCCAAUUUCUGUCGGACAACCAAAUCAACUCCCAGUUUCUGUUGGCAGUGGAAAUGACAGUGGCUUGAAUGGAAUGGAAACAGAGGAGAUUUCAGAGUGCAGUCAAGAUGCAACAGUUGCUGAUAGCUUUAUGAGUGAUUUAGCAUGUGGAACUCUGCAGAUGAGAAAGGAAUAUCAGUUAAUUGAGAAUUCGGGGUUGGGCAAGGAGCAAAGUUCCAGCCCGGUAUCCAGUUCUGCACCUUACUACCAUUCCGUGGAUGAAAUUACUGAGUUUGCUCAAGAAAUGGGUCACUCUUUGUCGCCUUCAGAGCAAAAUCACUUGCAUGGUUGUAGAAUAACUUCGGAUAGGGAUUACCAAUGUGAUUUGAACGAGUUUCCUAACAUCUCUUCAUUAGAAUUGGGUAAAGAAACCUCACAGUUUGAAGCAAUUUGCACUAGGAUGGGUGAGAGUCAUGGAGCUGGCGAUUCUGCUCAAAAUUCUUCGAUGGAAAAAGGAGCUACAGCUUGCGUUCAAGCAGAGCGUAUGUUUAUAUCUGAUGAUGAGUGUUGCAGGGUCCUAUUCUCAGAUGCAAAAAGUGACAGAUGUGAUCGGACUACUAAUCUUAGAAAAGGCUCUUAUGUAUCUGAAUUGAACGAUUACGAAGUUCCAGUUGAAUCCUUGGGCACACAAAAAGCGGAUAAUAGCCAUACUUCAACUUCACAAAUACAUCCUUCAGGAUCUGAUGUGCAGGAGAAAAAUCUGGUGUCUCAGUCAUACGUGGUCGUUCCAUUGGUGACUAGUCAACAGGAUGGGCUUGUCUAUAACGGUGGACCAUCCAAGCCUUCCUGCUUUCAUCUGACAGAUAACUCAGAAAUGCAAGAACAUCCAGGUGUGUCAGAAGACCCGGCAAAAUUAAUUUGUGUGAAUACAAUUGCAACAGCUGCAGAUAGCACGGGGACUUGUACUCAUUCGGAUGAAAGAGCAAAACAACAUAAUGAACAUGAAGACUCGGGAGCUCUUUGUUAUGAGCCUCCUCGUUUUCCAAGUUUAGAUGUUCCUUUUUUCAGCUGUGAUCUCAUACAGUCUGGAAGUGAAAUGCAGGAGUACAGCCCACUUGGCAUACGCCAGUUGAUGAUGUCCUCUCUAAACUGUGUUACUCCAUUCAGAUUAUGGGAUUCGCCAUCUUGCGAUGCUAGUCCAGAUGCUGUGCUGAAAAGCGCUGCCAAAACUUUCACCAGCACACCAUCCAUUUUGAAGAAACGCCACCGCGAGUUAAUGUCUCCUCUUUCGGAGAGAAGAAUUGACAAGAAGCUUGAAACUGCUGUGACAUCCAGUUUGUCAGAAACCUUUUCACGUUUGGAUGUUGUGUUCAAUGAUGGGCCUGACAAAGCUUCUACAUUAUCUCUAUCUGACCAAAAAGGGACCACAGAAGAUUUUGCUGAAGAUAAAGAAAAUAUAUAUUGUACCAUUGAAAAAAGAGAAAACAAGAGAGAUGAUGGUGAUGAAUCUCUAAAUGUCACAAUUUCAGAGAAUGGUGUCCCGAAAAGCCAUUCCCAGGACUACACAAAACAAGGGAAUGCCGAUAUCGAGAUGAUCUGGGUUCAAUCUGCAGCUGAAAUUGUGCCUCCUGGAGUCCUGACUGAACACGACGCCAACGACCUGCAGCUCCAUUCUGUUGAUCAAGCUGAUUCUCACAGAGCUUUGAGUUCAAGUAAAGGAAUUAAGAAAAGACACUGUUUAAGUAGAUUGGAUGAUCCCUCAAAUGCAGAAGACAAUACUUCUAAAGUGUCUUCUGGGAAUUCACAUGGAAGGACUAGCAGCAGCCCUCCCGAACAUCAUUCGGUCGCAACGACACGAGAACUGCCUGUGACUUCAUCUGCUUCCCUCGAGAAGAUAGAAGAUAAUCGCCCCCAAAUUACCAUAACUGGAAUUGCUGCUUCAUUGCCUGGAGAAUCUCCAUUUUUUAAGAGAAGUAUUGAAUCCCCAUCAGCAUGGAUGUCUCCAUGGUUUCUCAAUUCGUUCCUACCGGGGCCGAGGAUCGAUACAGAAAUAACGAUCGAGGACAUUGGGUAUUACUCGAGCCCGAAGGAAAGAAGCGUUGAUGCAAUUGGGUUGAUGAAACAAGUAAGCGAGCGAACGGCAGCUGCAUGCGCCAAUGCUCAUGAGGUGUUGGGAAACGAAACUCCAGAGACUCUGCUGAAGGGAACGCGCAUGAAGCAUCAUUCCCAUUGUGAUGAAACUGUUCUGGCAGAUUGUCGCGUGUUGGACUUCAGCGAAUGCGGGUCUCCAGGGAAGGUGGGGUCGGGACCGAUUGUGGGAUAACUACAGCCGCCAGCCAGCCCCGCUUCUUAUCCACUAAGGCUGCAGAUGGCAAUCCAUUGGUACCCAAAACUCAGCCUUCUUUUAUCUCCUACUGUAACAUCGUAAUCAUGUCUACCUUUCCCCCCCUUUUUCUUACUUCUGUGUCACAAUUUCACUGAUUUGAGAUAUCUUGAUUAUCGAUGUUACUUGUAGUUUGAACCAACGGCGUCAUCAAUUUAGAAAGCUUUAGGA
Molecule: messenger RNA, 3670 nt
Organism: Momordica charantia (bitter melon)
Lineage: Eukaryota; Viridiplantae; Streptophyta; Magnoliopsida; Cucurbitales; Cucurbitaceae
Gene: MYB3R-4
Product: myb domain protein 3r-4
Biological process (GO): regulation of DNA-templated transcription
Cellular component (GO): nucleus
Molecular function (GO): RNA polymerase II cis-regulatory region sequence-specific DNA binding; DNA-binding transcription factor activity, RNA polymerase II-specific
Source: RefSeq, a predicted model, not a curated record